Messenger RNA from Setaria italica (foxtail millet), 1819 nucleotides. RefSeq names its product indole-2-monooxygenase. Bases 79 to 1620 code for a protein of 513 amino acids. Lineage: Eukaryota; Viridiplantae; Streptophyta; Magnoliopsida; Poales; Poaceae. The record is from RefSeq and is a predicted model, not a curated record. Gene Ontology annotation, molecular function: iron ion binding; oxidoreductase activity, acting on paired donors, with incorporation or reduction of molecular oxygen; monooxygenase activity. The transcript has 2 exons.
UGCCAACUUCAGAGCGCUAUAGAAAUUGCAACGGGCACAGUACCACAAGCUAGCUGUUGAUCGAGCACAGCAGCCGCCAUGGCUCCAGUGCUAGAGCACCUCUUCGAGCACGCAUCUCCACAGUCCCUAGCCCUCGUCUUCCUCCUCUUCGUCGUCGCCGUUCGCCUGGCUACGCCAAAGUCCAGGUCCGAGAAGCUGCUCAGCAAGCUCCCAUCGCCUCCGUUCAAGCUCCCGAUCAUCGGCCACCUCCACCUCAUCGGAUCCCUUCCCCACCACUCCCUCCGCGACCUCGCAAAGAGGCAUGGCCCCGACGUGCUGCUCCUCCGCCUCGGCGCCGUGCCAACGCUCGUCGUCUCCUCCCCCGGCGCCGCCAAGGCCGUCCUGCGCACGCACGACCACGUCUUCGCCUCCCGGCCGCGCUCCGCGGUGGCCGACGUCCUGUUCUACGGCUGCACCGACGUCGGCUUCGCCCCCUACGGUGAGUACUGGCGCCAGGCCAAGAAGGUGAUCACCACCCACCUCCUUACCGCGGCGAAGGUCCGGUCCAACCGCGCCGCCCGCGAGCACGAGGUCCAGCUGGUUUUGGCAAAGGUGACGGCCGCCGCCACCAUGGGCAUGGCGGUCGACGUCAGCGAGCUCUUCAGCUUCUUCGCCAACGACAUCGUGUGCCAGGCCGUGACGGGCAGGCUCCCCAGGGAACAAGGCCGGAACCAGCUGUUCCGGGAGCUGCUGGAGACGAACGCCAAGCUCCUGGGGGGAUUCAACCUGGACGACUACUUCCCGAGCUUGGCGAGGUUCGACAUGGUGUCGGCCAAGGCCGUGAAGCACAGGAAGAUAUGGGAUGACCUCUUGGACAGCCUCAUCGACAAGCACAAGAGCAAGACGGUCGUCGAUGGUGAGGACGAGGAGGACUUCAUCGACGUGCUGCUUGCCGUUCAACAAGAGUACGGCCUGACCACAGACAACGUCAAGGCGAUACUGAUGGACAUGUUUGAAGCCGGGACGGACACAACCUACAUAGCCCUAGACUACGCCAUGGCCGAGCUGAUGCGUAAUCCCAAGGCGAUGACCAAGCUUCAAGCCGAGGUGAGGGGGUGUGCAGCAUCCAAGGGGAAGAAGAAGGAACUGGUCACCGAACACGACCUGAGCAGCGGCAUGAGCUACCUCAAGGCCGUGAUGAGAGAGUCGAUGCGGCUGCACGUGCCGGGGGCUCUUCUGAUACCCCACCUGGCCAUGGCCGAAUGCGACGUGGAGGGCUACACCAUACCCUCUGGGACGCGUGUGAUCGUCAACGCGUGGGCUCUCGGCAGGGACGCCACCACCUGGGAGAGUGCAGAGGAGUUCAUGCCGGAGCGGUUCAUGGAGGAAGCCGUGGAUGCUGCCUCCGACUUCCUGGGGAACGACUUCCGUUUCCUGCCGUUUGGGUCCGGGCGAAGGAUGUGCCCGGGUGUGAACUUCACCACCGCCUCCUUCGAGAUCAUCCUUGCUAACCUCAUCUACCACUUCAACUGGGAGCUUCCGCCGGGGUCGGCAGGCAUCGACAUGGCAGAGUCGUAUGGGUUGGAUGUGCACAGGAAGGAGAAGCUUCUUCUUAUCCCUCGCAUGGCUCAGGAUGUCUAGAUUUCUGAAUUAUUGUAUUGCAUUUAAAACCUGUUUGCAAAUAAAUAUAGUGUUGGUGCUUUUUCUAGCCAACACACGAAUACUCUAGAUCACGCGCGGGUCACGAACAGACCGAAUAAACAUAGCUAAGUCAAGCAGCUCAGCUGGUAUGUACAACAAGCACUGUUAGCUUUCAGUUAUUCAUUCAGGUCGUAUGGCA